AUGCCGUUCGAGAGUCGGGGUGGUGGCUCCCAUGAUGAUGACGAUGACGAUGUUUCGGUUGUGUCUGAUAUUAAUGAGCGACGGAAUCGUGAGCGGGAUUUCGAUGAUAUGUCUUCUGUUUCCUCGUUUGAGGAUGAUGAAGAUGAGCACGGGAAUGGUCACAAUAAUGGACAUUCGCGAUGA
Messenger RNA from Penicillium waksmanii, 183 nucleotides. RefSeq lists its product as uncharacterized. NCBI's taxonomy places the organism in Eukaryota, Fungi, Ascomycota, Eurotiomycetes, Eurotiales, Aspergillaceae. Bases 1 to 183 code for a protein of 60 amino acids. The record is from RefSeq and is a predicted model, not a curated record. The transcript has a single exon.